AUAUAUAUAUAUAUAUAUAUAAUCAGAUCUUUCUUUUCUUAUUUCUUAUCACUUUCGCAAAUUUCUCAUGCUUAUAUUUGUUUUAUAUUAUUUUGUGUAAAGAAGGAUAAUGCAGAAAGAAGAGAGUUAUACGGUAUGAUUAUUGAUAUACUCAUACAUAUGUACAGUUUUUAUAUAUACAUGGAGCUACAUGUUAUAUUUGCUAAUUGCUAUCGAGUCAAUUGGAAUUAACUUUUUUAUUAUCAUAAUUCAUCGAGGUGGCUACUCAAGCAGGAGGAAAAUCAGUAGCAGACUGCAAUGAAGAACAGUCUAGUACUCCUCCUGACCCCACAUAUAAUUAUCAACAUACUAAUACAUCCAUCACUGGAUCAUUAGAUUACAAUAUACUAAACAACCCUUCUAAUAAUGAACCUAUUAACAAUCUAAUUCUAUCAAGAACAGGUUAUCAGGAACAGCCUAACAGCACUAUGAAUUGUGUUGAUAGAACACUAAGUUUUGCUGAUGUUAUGCAGUUUGCAGAUUUUGGGCCUAAAUUGGCCCUUAAUCACCCACAAACUAAUAAUAAUGAUCAUGAUGAACAUAGUAUUAAUGGGAUUGAUCCUGUUUAUUUUCUUAAAUUUCCAGUUCUUGGUAGUUCAUCACAUAAUACAGCUCCUUAUAAUCAUAGUGGUUAUAAUCAUCAACAAGAAAAUGCUGGUUGUGUGGCUGGUGUGUCUAAUAACAUGAGUAAUAGUUACACUAAUCCAGUGCAGCUUGAGUUUUUGAGUAAUUCUCAUGAUGAUAAUCUUAUGGGAUUAAGUUUGGAAGAGAAAUUAGAGCCUAUUAGUACAGGUGGAGGCGGAGAUGGUAAUGGAGGAGGAGGAGUCGCGGAGGGGAUUAAUAAAAGUAGCGGUAACACUACUAAGAGGAAAAGGCCGCGAACUAUCAAGACCAAUGAAGAAGUGGAAAGCCAAAGGAUGACUCAUAUUGCGGUUGAAAGGAACCGAAGGAAGCAAAUGAACGAGCAUCUUCGAGUUUUGAGGUCUCUCAUGCCGAGCUCCUAUGUGCAAAGGGGUGAUCAAGCAUCAAUAAUAGGAGGGGCUAUAGAGUUUGUGAGAGAACUAGAACAACUUUUACAAUGUCUCGAGUCUCAAAAAAGAAGGAGAUUGUAUGGAGAUCAAGCACGACCAAUGGUAGAUUCCUCUCCCUCCUCCUCGACAGUCAUAGGACUAGUGCAACAAACUCUGCCCCAGUUUCCACCACCACCCGGAAACCAAUAUCUUCACCUUCAGCCGGAUGAUGAUCAACUUCGUCUAAUGGAUCAUCAGCCCAACCCUACACCUGGACCGGGAGGGUUAGGAUUGCUCCAAGAAGAGACCGCAGAAAGCAAGUCUUGUAUAGCUGAUGUUGAGGUUAAGGUUUUAGGUUUCGAUGCUUUGAUUAAGAUCCUUUCUCGGAGGCGACCAGGCCAACUCAUUAAGGCCAUUGCUGCACUUGAAGAUCUACACUUGUCCAUUCUCCAUACAAACAUCACUACCAUUGAGCAAACCGUUCUAUAUUCUUUCAAUGUCAAGGUUGGUAAUGAAGCACGAUUCACAGCUGAGGAUAUUGCUACUUCUGUUCAACAAAUAUUUACUUUUAUUCAUGCCAAUUCCAAUAUUGUUUAAGUCAAA
Amaranthus tricolor (Joseph's coat) is the source of this 1652-nucleotide messenger RNA. Its product is annotated as transcription factor FAMA. Lineage: Eukaryota; Viridiplantae; Streptophyta; Magnoliopsida; Caryophyllales; Amaranthaceae. Gene Ontology annotation, cellular component: nucleus. The transcript is spliced from 3 exons. Gene Ontology annotation, molecular function: DNA-binding transcription factor activity; protein dimerization activity. Gene Ontology annotation, biological process: stomatal complex development; positive regulation of DNA-templated transcription; guard cell differentiation. Bases 468 to 1646 code for a protein of 392 amino acids. The record is from RefSeq and is a predicted model, not a curated record.